This is a messenger RNA of Caretta caretta (loggerhead turtle), 3933 nucleotides long. RefSeq names its product activating transcription factor 3 (gene ATF3). The record is from RefSeq and is a predicted model, not a curated record. Gene Ontology annotation, cellular component: nucleus. Gene Ontology annotation, molecular function: DNA-binding transcription factor activity, RNA polymerase II-specific; RNA polymerase II cis-regulatory region sequence-specific DNA binding. Gene Ontology annotation, biological process: regulation of transcription by RNA polymerase II. NCBI's taxonomy places the organism in Eukaryota, Metazoa, Chordata, Testudines, Cheloniidae.
UAGCAUGACAUCAGCCCAGGACUCGCCGCCAGAGUAAAUACCAGCGCUGCCCACUCGCCUAUAUAAGGAGGGUGAUGCAACCUCUCGCCGAGCCAGAGAUUCAGACACACACCGGGAAGCAGCCGCCGCCGCAGCUCUCCAAGCGGCAAACUCGGAACUGCCCGGCAGGGAGCCGCUCCAGCCAGAGCGCCCGGCAGGGAGCCGCGCAGACCGAGCGAGCCGCCCCGCUGCUCCCCGGCGCUGCCUCGCUCCUGCUCGGUCCCACUCCGCCUCUCCCAGCCGCGGCCAGGCAGCGUGAGAAGCGGCGGGGGAAAGCAAAAUGAUGCUCCAAAACCCAAGCCAGGUAUCUGCAUCAGAAGUCAGCGCCUCCGCAAUUGUUCCCUGUUUGUCUCCUACAGCAUCACUGGGGUUUGAGGAUUUCACAAAUCUAACCCCACUGGUGAAGGAAGAAUUGAGAUUUGCCAUCCAAAAUAAGUGCCUAUCCCACAGGAUGUCUUCCACAUUGGAUACAGUGACAGUGUUGGAAAGACCUGUUGAAAUGUCUGUUCUGAAAGCAGAGUUUUCACCCCAAGAAGAUGAAAGGAAAAAGAGAAGAAGGGAAAGGAACAAAAUUGCAGCUGCAAAAUGCCGCAACAAAAAGAAGGAGAAAACAGAAUGUUUGCAGAAAGAAUCAGAAAAGUUGGAAACUAUCAACGCAGAACUAAAGGCCCAGAUUGAAGAGCUAAAGAACGAGAAGCAACAUUUGAUAUACAUGCUCAAUCUCCACAGGCCCACUUGCAUAGUUCGAGCACAGAACGGGAGGACACCUGAGGAUGAAAGAAACCUCUUUAUUCAACAGAUCAAAGAAGGAACAUUGCAGGGUUAAGGCAAACCAAGAGUUCUCAUAGUGCAUCUUUACACCAAAAAACAGAAACCAUGGAGGAUUUGACUCUGUGUAUCUGUAGGAUCCUUUUAGUCUAGAACCAUUAGGCAGGGGAGAUUGCUUUGUUAAGCAGGAAGGAUCAUUUUGGCUUAGCUGUGAUUCUUCCUCUCCAAAGAUUUGGUCUCGAUCAAGUCAGAGUCCUCUGCCUCAACUCUAGGUUUUAGUACUUGUCAUACUUGCUGUUCCUAGAAGCUACAGACAACAGCUCCGGAAGUUUUAGGUCUCUGCUAGUGUACAGUGCCUGCACUCAUGAUGUUUGUGUUAGAACACUAUGACUUCCAGUGAUGCACAUUGUACCGACAGCUGUGCUGGAUGGACACUAUCUUUCCUUGUUGCUGGUAGGGAAAGCACACUCAGAGUGUUUUUAAAGUGUUGCAGUUUCCAGAAUGAUGCUUUCUGGCAGAAUGUGUUGCUAUGUGAUGGGACUGUAGUCUAACGUAAUGCUGCAAAGACUUUAGUUUCAAACUAAACAUUGUACUUUUUUUUUUUUCUUCACAACACUUGUGUGGAUUUUUUUAUGACUCAGCAGCAGAUUCUGAGAAAUCUGAUAGUUGUGACAAGUGUCAGUUUCUUGCCAGAUGUCCAUGUAACUAAGUUUGCAAUUACUGAACUGGAACGUCCCUCACUGUUCUUCAGGAAUUGCAAUUUUGCCAUGAAAAAUAGGAAAGCACCUUGGCCUUUGCGCACCCAAAGUAUAAUAUCUCAUAUGUGUGGUAUUUCAAAGAACUUUAUGGAAACAAAAUUACAGUAAAAAUAGACUUGAAAAAUAUAAUGAUUCCCUGAUGUCUUAGGUUCUGAGCAUGCAAUCUUUAUUCAGGCAAAACUCCCAUUUAUCAUUCAUUCUGGGUGAAAUUCACCCCUGUGCAGAGGGCAGGUGCAAGGGCUAUACAUCAUGUAAGCCCUAUUUUGACGCUAUAACUGUAAUUUAAAUAAUGCAUCCACCUUGUGCUGGCCCUCUGCACAUGGGUGAAUUGCACUUUUUGGGAAGAGGGAACUAACCAGGAAGGGACUUCAAUAAGACUUUUGCUUGAAUAAGGACUGCAGGAUUGAACCCCAAGUUUGUGAAUCUCAGAAAAUAGAAAUGGAAAAGACUUACUACAUUAGAUCACAUAGGGGCUGAUUAUGCACACCUUUACUCAAAUUAGCAAUCCUGUUCACACAAGUAGUCCCACAGGUAGCUCUUACUCAUGUGAGCAACAGUUUGAAGUCUCUCACCCUGUCAGGAUUAUUUCUUAUUGCCAGAUUUAUACAGGGGAAAGAAUUCUGAUUGUAGUAAUUUUCUUUCACAUUUGAGUGGUAACUGCAGCCAACCAAAAUGCUAUUUAGAAUCCAAGAAUAGCCUAGAACUUGGUGAUGUAGUGAAUAACUAUUUUUUACUUUUUUAAAAAUCUAACCUGAGAUGUUUUGAACUAUUAGUUGAGCUGCUGGACUAAAGAGCUAGAGUUAUGAGUGUUUGUUUAAAUUCUGAUGUUUCUGUGAAAUCCUCAGAUUGUUUAAUCCUAUUCAAUAUUAUCAUUACAGUUUUCUGUAAAAGAAAAUAUUAUCCUUAUUUAUCACUAAUAUUCCUAAGAAGUUGAAAUAAUAAAUAUUGCAAACAAGACAAAACUGAAAACACAAGUGUUGUACUGUUUUUUUAUUUUUACUUUUUGGUGUCUAAUAUUAUAUAUUUCUAAACUUCAACGCUUCUAUUUGGGACACCACUUUUAAAAAGUAUAAGUGCCUGAUCCUUGCCUCUCAUGAGGUGUUGAUCAUCUUGCAGGAUUGGGUUCAGAGAGUUCAUAUCUCAAUCAGUGGUGUCUAAUUGCUUAAUAAUGCAUUUUAAAUGAAGUAAACCAUAAGAAUGGAGCUUACAGUACAUAAUAUUUUACACCAGUUCUGCAGUGUUAAAUACAAUUUCAAAUUAAAGGCUAAACCAAUAGAUACCUCAACCAUCAGCUUCUUACUUUGCAAGCCCCAGAUGGGUAAAACAGAUAUCAUACCAGAUCCUUUUUUUAUUUUUAUAUUCUGCAACAGAACUUCUUAAUACACUUUCCUAAGAUCUGGAUAUUGUAAUGUCCUAUAUUGUAAUGUCCUAUAUUAUGUUUCAAAUAUGUACUUCAAGUACCUGAAAGGUGAAUGUAUAAAAUACAACAUAUUGGGCCACGUUCAGUCCUGGGGACCAAGUCUCUCAUUGCAUAUUAUUUGGAACUUCCAAUGACUUCAAUGAGAGUUUCUCAGAUCCUGUGGCUGGAGAACAGAGCCCCCUCAUGCAACUCCACUGGCUUAACUGGAGUUACACAAUGGAUAAAUUUGGCCCAUUGUUUGUCUGACACAGGAAAUACAUAGAAUGUGUUUCAAUAACCUUGUCAAAUGAAUUUUCGUUAGCAUUUGACUUCUGUAAUAUAGAAGCAGUAGAUCUAGGCAUAAUCCAGAUACAAACUCCUUGGCUUUGUCCUUUGUGCAUCAAAUAUCAGCAAAGGCUAAAUAAAAAAAAGUUUGUCACUUAUGCUGUUAUGAGGUAUUAGUAUAGGGACUGGCUUCAUUUACUGUUCAAUAUAAUCACAAAAUUUGUCUCUUCUUUAGGAAUUUUGUACAGUUGCUCUUAACUGUAUUAUGGUGACGCAGGCGUCCUGCAUUUGCUGCUUGAGUUAAACAUAAAUGUUAUUUACUAGCAUGCCAAAUGUUAAUGUGGUAUCACUACUUUUGUCAGAAGAUAUUCUGCUUUUAUGUCUAACUCUUUGGUCAUAGCUGCUUUGCACUGUGUGUGUGUGUGUGUGUGCGUGUGUGUGUGUGCGUGCGUGCGUGCACCCGUGUGUAUGUGCAAGUAUAAUUCAUAAGUUAUGGUACUGAAGUUAAUUUGAAUAUACCCAAGAAAGCAAUGUCUACAAAAAUGUCUAGACAUGAGGAAUGCAUUGCAUGGGUUUAGUAAAUGUCUACUUUAUUCAGGAGAAUCUUUAAAACAGCAUUAAAAGCAAUUUGUUUUCUAUUCUCAAGGUUAUGUUUUGAUACUUUAAUAAAAAAUAAUUAAUAUA